GUGACAUUUCAGAGAGGAGCGCGACCGCCAUUUUGAGUGCUCAAACUGCAUGCACAUCAGGAACCAACGGGAGAGAUAGAGUGAGAGGUAUCCCGGCCGUGAUCGGGCAAAAAUAAUCCCGAGUUUAAUUGAGAACAUGCGACUUGGUGUUAAACUGCAGCUUUAUGAUUGUGUGUGCUUGUUGUGUUAAAAGGUGGAGAGAGAAGCUCGGGCGGGUUUUUUUCUCAGUGUGAACUUCUAACUUAAUGCGGUUUUCUAAUAAGAAUCUGGUUUGAAUGGAUAGCUUCUUUCUCCGCUCUUCCCUUAGAGAGGGACAAUCGGAGGAACACACGGACUGGAAACACUGCGAGGAAAGUUGUAUGUAAACAGGAGCAAUCGCUUCUUUUUUUUUCCUACAAACACUUGUUUACGUUUAAACAGUCUAUUUGUUUCCCCUCGGCUUGCUUAGUUCAUCAGGCCUCUGAUUAUUUCUAGCCUGAGAUCAUUAAAGCACACCCGGCCGCACCAAGGCGCCGAGAUUGGGCGAAUAGCGAGCAAAUACGUGCGCGUUUCUCUGCCCGCUCCCCCGCCGGCCUCCCUACCUCAAUCCCUACCCCAGUCCCCGGCGCAGCCACCAGGAAAGGCCCGGCAACCCAGGCUUGACCCGUGUAGCCCAGAUACGCCUCCUGAUCCGCGCCCCCCGGCUCUCCGGAGCCUUCUGCCCCCUGAACCGAUCCUAGACGAGCAACACGAAGACGUUUCAGCGACAGCAGACAUGAACCAUCAUCACACUCAGCAGCAGAAAGCCGGCGAGCAGCAGCUUAGCGAGCCCGAGGAUAUGGAGAUGGAAGCUGGGGACACAGAUGAUCCCCCAAGAAUUCCCCCAAAUCCAGUCAUCAACGGGAAUGUGGCAAUGGCAGACGGACACAACAAUACAGAGGAAGACAUGGAGGAUGAUACAAGCUGGCGUUCCGAGGCCACCUUCCGCUUUGUGGUGGAGCGUUUCAGCAGGCUGAGCGAGUCUGUUCUCAGCCCGUCGUGUUUCGUGAGGAACCUGCCAUGGAAGAUAAUGGUCAUGCCACGUUUCUACCCAGACAGGCCUCACCAGAAGAGUGUGGGUUUCUUCUUGCAGUGCAACGCUGAGUCCGACUCCACAUCAUGGUCUUGCCAUGCUCAAGCCAUGCUGAAAAUCAUCAACUACAAAGAUGACGAGAAGUCGUUUAGCCGGCGCAUCAGUCACCUGUUCUUCCACAAGGAAAAUGAUUGGGGUUUCUCCAACUUCAUGUCAUGGAGCGAUGUGACUGACCCAGAAAGGGGCUUUGUAGAGGAUGACAAGGUCACGUUUGAGGUUUAUGUCCAGGCUGACGCUCCUCAUGGUGUAGCAUGGGAUUCAAAGAAACAUACAGGAUAUGUAGGAUUAAAGAACCAAGGAGCUACAUGUUACAUGAACAGCUUACUUCAAACACUUUUCUUUACCAACCAGCUCCGGAGGGCGGUCUAUAUGAUGCCCACUGAAGGAGAUGACUCCUCCAAAAGUGUUCCCCUUGCUCUUCAAAGGGUUUUCUAUGAACUGCAGCAUAGCGAUAAGCCUGUCGGGACAAAGAAACUGACCAAGUCUUUUGGGUGGGAGACGUUGGACAGUUUCAUGCAGCAUGAUGUCCAGGAACUUUGCAGAGUGCUUCUGGAUAACGUUGAGAACAAGAUGAAGGGGACCUGUGUGGAGGGCACCAUUCCCAAACUCUUCAGAGGAAAGAUGGUGUCGUACAUCCAGUGCAAGCACGUAGAUUAUAGAUCUGAGCGAAUAGAGGAUUACUACGACAUCCAGCUCAGCAUAAAAGGAAAGAAAAACAUAUUUGAGUCAUUUAAAGAUUAUGUGGCUGUGGAGCAGCUCGAUGGGGAUAAUAAGUAUGAUGCGGGGGAGCAUGGUCUACAGGAAGCUGAGAAAGGAGUGAAGUUCCUGACCUUCCCUCCUAUACUGCACCUACAGCUCAUGAGGUUUAUGUACGAUCCACAGACCGACCAAAACAUUAAGAUCAACGACAGGUUUGAAUUUCCUGAUCAGUUACCACUGGAUGAAUUUCUUCAGAAGCCGGAUGUAAAGGACCCCGCUAACUACAUCCUGCAUGCAGUUUUGGUCCACAGUGGAGACAACCACGGUGGCCACUAUGUCGUCUAUCUUAAUCCUAAAGGAGACGGCAAAUGGUGUAAGUUUGACGACGAUGUUGUUUCCCGAUGCACUAAAGAGGAGGCCAUCGAGCACAACUACGGAGGUCACGAUGACGACCUCUCUGUGCGUCACUGCACUAAUGCCUACAUGUUGGUCUACAUCCGAGAGUCCAAGCUGAGUGAGGUCUUGCAGCCAGUCACAGACAUUGACAUCCCCCAGCAGCUGGUGGAGAGGCUGCAGGAAGAGAAGCGGGUGGAGGCGCAAAAGAGAAAGGAACGUCAGGAGGCCCACCUCUACAUGCAAGUACAGAUGGUGACAGAGGACCAGUUUUGCGGGCACCAGGGCAACGACAUGUACGACGAAGAGAAAGUGAAGUACACAGUGUUUAAGGUGCUGAAGAGCUCCACUCUGGCUGAAUUUGUGCAGAACCUUUCUCAAACCAUGGGCUUCCCGCAGGACCAAAUGCGACUGUGGCCCAUGCAAGCCAGGAGCAAUGGCACCAAGAGGCCAGCCAUGCUGGACUACGAGGCUGACUGCAACAAGUCUAUGAUCGACUUGAGCGACAACGAAAAUCCGUGGACAAUAUUUCUGGAAACUGUUGAUCCAGAAAUGGCCGCCAGUGGAGCAACAUUGCCCAAGUUUGACAAAGACCACGAUGUCAUGUUGUUCUUGAAGAUGUAUGAUCCCAAAACCAGAAGCUUAAAUUAUUGUGGACAUAUCUACACACCUAUAUCCUGUAAAAUACGAGACUUGCUGCCCGUUAUGUGUGAAAGAGCAGGGUUUCAGCAGGGUACUAGUCUUAUCCUCUAUGAGGAAGUUAAACCGAAUUUAACGGAGCGGAUACAGGACUACGAUGUCUCCCUGGACAAAGCUCUGGAUGAGCUCAUGGACGGAGACAUAAUCGUGUUCCAAAAGGAUGACCCAGAAAAUGACGCCAGUGAGUUGCCCACAGCGAAAGACUACUUUAGAGACCUGUACCACCGUGUGGACGUCAUCUUCUGUGACAAAACCAUCCACAACGACCCAGGCUUCGUUGUCACACUAUCGAACCGAAUGAACUACUUCCAGGUUGCAAAGACUGUUGCACAGAGAUUAAACACAGACCCCAUGCUCCUACAGUUCUUUAAGUCCCAGGGGUACAGAGACGGCCCAGGCAACCCACUCAGACACAACUACGAGGGGACUCUCCGAGACCUACUGCAGUUCUUUAAACCCCGACAGCCCAAGAAGCUGUACUACCAGCAGCUCAAGAUGAAGAUCACAGACUUUGAAAACAGAAGGAGUUUCAAGUCCAUAUGGCUCAACAGUCAGUUUCGAGAGGAGGAGAUCACAUUAUACCCAGACAAGCACGGCUGUGUCCGAGACCUGCUUGAAGAAUGUAAAAAGGCUGUGGAGCUCUCCGACAAAGGAUCCGAAAAGCUCAGGCUGUUAGAAAUUGUUAGCUACAAAAUUAUUGGGGUUCACCAGGAGGACGAGCUGCUAGAAUGUUUAUCUCCUGCAGCAAGUCGAACGUUCAGAAUAGAGGAAAUUCCUCUUGACCAGGUCGACCUGGAUAAGGAUAAUGAGAUGCUCAUUCCAGUUGCACAUUUCCAUAAGGAGGUCUUUGGAACAUUCGGAAUUCCAUUUUUGCUGAAAAUCCGUCAGGGUGAACCCUUCAGAGAGGUGAUGAAGAGAAUCCAGAGCAUGUUGGACAUCCAGGAGAAAGAGUUUGAGAAGUUCAAAUUUGCUAUUGUGAUGAUGGGACGGCAUCAGUACAUCAAUGAGGAAGACUACGAAGUGAACCUUAAGGACUUUGAGCCACAGCCAGGAAACAUGUCCCACCCAAGACCCUGGUUAGGGCUCGACCACUUCAACAAGGCUCCAAAGCGAGGGCGCUACACGUACCUGGAGAAGGCCAUUAAAAUCCACAACUGAUGCGCUCUCCACCUUAACUGACACUUACUAAAGACUUUAACCAGACGUUGUGUGUGUGUGUGUGCACCACUUCUUACCACCUGCCGUGCGGCAACACAAGCCCACGUAUGAAGUCUUCAGCAACCCGGAGUUCCUGCUCAUUCUUGUUUUUUUGCUAUAGAAGCUUUUUUGAUUCGACUGCCAGUUUUGUCAAAGAAUACAAUUUUAUCAGAUGGGGGAACAGUACAAACUUCUAGACAGGGUUUCUUUUCAGUUUUGGUUUCGUUUUCAUUUUAAUUUCGGUUUUAAAGUAUUGUUACGGCAAGACCGCUGCUGUGUGGUGCAGGGAAGAAAGAUAGGAACGUAUGUGGCCAUUUGCAAAAACAAUAAAUAAAAGGAUAUUAAGCGUAUUCCUUUAACCAAAAAAAAUCCUUAGAUGGCUGAAGCUUGCUGGUUACCUGUAAGCGAUUUAAUUUUUCUUGUCCCUUAGCACGAGUAGUUGAUUCUUCUUCUUUUUCUUCUUGUUUACACAAUUCUCUCACUUAGCUCAGUUGAAAAAAUCAGUUGUUACGUUAACAUACCUUGUAAGAUGAAAUAAAGAUCCACAUCAACCGUUAUAAAACAAAAGUGAAAUGAAAUGAAUCGUCUGUACUUCAUCUUGCACGUUGGCACUUAGUAUCAAAGGUUUUACAUUUCUCCACAUGGGUAAAUGUAAACUUUUGGAUGUGUUCUGGCCCUCGCGUGUUCCCUCUUGCUCGCACCCGCUCUCCUUCCACUUUUCUUUGUUCCUGUUGUUUUUUUGGAGUUUUUUUGCAAUGGGAUUGGAGAGUAUGUUGCUCCAUGUCUGCCCUACAUUAGCAGGAUGCUGCAAACUUUUGCUAACUGGUUCAAGUUGUAGAGAAACCAGCAUUAAAAAAAAAAAAAAAAAAAAAAAAAACCCAAUAUAUUUUGUUUUUUUCUGUCCUUUUUUUCCUAAGCACAGUAGGGGGUGUGUGCUCCUCAGUGCGUAGUUGGCUCUGUAAAGGCAACAUUUGAAAAUUGUAUAUUUAAAAAGGAAUGGACAUGUACAAUUAAAGACACACUUUUGUUGGGUACAGAUCAAUUCAGAUGUUCAUAUUCAUUGUGUGUAGUUUUAUUUUCGAGACCGUUUUACUCCCUCCCCUUUACUACUUGUGACCGUUUAAGUGCAGACCUGCAGAUCACAGCUCCUGAUUUGGAUAUUUUCUCCAGUCUAAUUCCUCCGUGUAGCAGCAGUGUACAACAACUAUUCCUGUAUAUUGCCUUUUUGCUGAAAAUGUAUGUUGAAUAAAAUUUUCUAUAAAA
Molecule: messenger RNA, 5362 nt
Organism: Trichomycterus rosablanca
Lineage: Eukaryota; Metazoa; Chordata; Actinopteri; Siluriformes; Trichomycteridae
Gene: usp7
Product: ubiquitin specific peptidase 7 (herpes virus-associated)
Exons: 31
Coding region: 755-4060 (1101 amino acids)
Biological process (GO): protein deubiquitination; regulation of protein stability
Cellular component (GO): nucleus; cytosol
Molecular function (GO): cysteine-type deubiquitinase activity; protein binding
Source: RefSeq, a predicted model, not a curated record